UGCUGUUCGUGAUGAAAUUAUUUAUGAAAAAUAAAUGGAGAAUUUCCCACUGGAUGCUGCUGGGUGUGGGCGUUCUGCUCCUGAUGACGGAGGUGGCAUGCGGAUCCACUGACAACAACCAGCCAACAACCACGAAUGCAACAUGCAGACAUGCCACGGACAUGUGGGGAGAUCCGGACCCCAACAUAUUCUACGUGUGCUCCCGUCCCGAUUCCGCAUCCGCAUCCGAAUCUGAAUCCGACGAUUCUGGCGGACAACCGCUGCAGCUCGAGUGUCCGCCGGGUCGGGGAUUUUUCAGCGGUCUCGGUUAUCUGGGCUGCCUGCCCUACGCCCAGUGGCCAGCCUGCAGGCCCUCGGAGGAGCAGCUGGCCGCCGAGUUGGCAGCUGGCUGUGACAGCGAUACCAGGCCCUGGGCCUCGCCGGAUCCCAAUCAAUUCUACCUGUGCCCCGGGCCGAAGGCCACACCUCUGCUGCUCAGCUGCUCGGGGGGCAAGGGAUUCGUGGCCAAUUCCGAGGUGGUCGGCUGUGCGGAUUGGGCCCAAUGGCGACGCCAGCUGCAAUGCGAGGACUACUACUGAGAUACCAGCCAUAUGUGUACAAGCUAUUUCAAUAAUUGUCCACCCCAGACGAAACAGACUCGAAUCUUAUUUAAUUUAUUGG
This is a messenger RNA of Drosophila takahashii, 660 nucleotides long. RefSeq lists its product as uncharacterized. The record is from RefSeq and is a predicted model, not a curated record. NCBI's taxonomy places the organism in Eukaryota, Metazoa, Arthropoda, Insecta, Diptera, Drosophilidae.